Choloepus didactylus (southern two-toed sloth) is the source of this 1463-nucleotide messenger RNA. RefSeq names its product zinc finger protein 596-like. The transcript is spliced from 5 exons. Gene Ontology annotation, biological process: regulation of transcription by RNA polymerase II. Gene Ontology annotation, molecular function: RNA polymerase II cis-regulatory region sequence-specific DNA binding; DNA-binding transcription factor activity, RNA polymerase II-specific. The coding region runs from base 264 to 680 and encodes 138 amino acids. NCBI's taxonomy places the organism in Eukaryota, Metazoa, Chordata, Mammalia, Pilosa, Megalonychidae. The record is from RefSeq and is a predicted model, not a curated record.
GUGUCGCGUUACUGCGGACUGCAGCAGCUAUCAGAGCCGCAGCCGGAGCCGCAGCCAGUGCCUCUCAAUGGGACCGACUAGCGGAGCACACACACACCAGACCCUACUUACACGCGGGAGGGGGAGUGCGCUUUGGAUACUUAGUUCUUGGACUGCCUGAGAGUGAAAAACUGGAGGAAGACAGUUGGUGGUGGAACUAUUGACAAUGCAAUCACCGCUAUAGAUUUCCCAGGGAAGAGUGGGCCUUGCUGGACACAACCCAGAUGAAGCUGUUCAGAGAUGGUAUGCUGGAGAAUAUCAGUCAGCUGGUGACUGUGGGCAGGGAAAAUGACCAUAAAAAGAAAGAAAUUAUAACCAUGCAAUAUAUCUGCAAGAAGGUGACAUCUACCAUCCAGUCAAAGCAGCAGAUUCCUUACACUGGAGAGGAUCACUUUGAAAAUAAUGAUUUGGGAGAUUUCAUUCAUGCCACAUUGACUUACAAGGGAAAGAAACCCUAUGAGGACAAACAAUUUCAAAAAAAUUUCAAUUACCAUUCAUUCAUUAGUCAACAUAAGCAAAUUCAUACUGGACAUAAGUCAUAUGACUGUCAUCUACAUGGAAACAACUUCAGAAGUAAUUCUGUCCUUAGAGAACAUGAGAAAAUGCACACUGGAGAAAAGUCAUAUGGCUAUCAUCUAUGAGGGAAAGACUCCAUUGAUGGUUCUAUCUGAAGACAACAUGAGAGAACUCACACUGGGGAGAAACAAUAUGUCUGUCAUGUAUGUGGGAAAGACUUCACUCACAGUUCUACAUUCAGAUGACAUGAGAGAACACACACUGGAGAGAAACCAUAUGUCUGCGAUCUAUGUGGGAAAUCCUUCAGUCAAUGUGGUACCCUUAGGGAGAAUGAGAGAGCUCACACUUUGGAGAAACCAUUUGUCUCUGAUAUUUGUGGAAAAUCCUUCAGUCAACUUAUUCACCUUACACAACAAGAGUAGAACUCACAAUGGGGAGAAUACAUAUGUCUUUCAUGUAUGUGGGAAAGACUUCAUAGUUCUACAUUCAGAUGACAUGUGAGAACACACACUGGAGAGAAACUGUAUGUCUACCAUCUAUGUGGGAAAUCCUUCAGUCAACAUGCUCAUCUUAGGCAACAUGAGAGAACUCACACAGGGGAGAAACCACAUGUCUGUCAUCUAUGUGGGAAAUCCUUCAGUCAACAUGCUCAUCUUAGGUAACAUGAGAGAACUUACACUGUGUUGAAACCAUAUGUCUGCCAUCUAUGUGGGGAACACUUCACUAAUAGUUCUAUCCUCAGACAGCAUGAAAGAACUCACAUUGGAGAGAAACUCAAUGUGGGUCAUGUAUGUGGGACAUCCUUCAGUCAACAUAAUCACCUUAGGCAACAUGAGAGAGCUCACACUGGAGAGAAACCAUAUGUCUGCCUUCUAAGUGGAAAAUCGUCAGUCAAUCUGGUAAACUUA